Messenger RNA from Mauremys reevesii (Reeves's turtle), 888 nucleotides. It is a transcript of the gene HES2, whose product is annotated as hes family bHLH transcription factor 2. Gene Ontology annotation, cellular component: nucleus. The record is from RefSeq and is a predicted model, not a curated record. Gene Ontology annotation, biological process: anterior/posterior pattern specification; regulation of transcription by RNA polymerase II; regulation of neurogenesis. The transcript has 4 exons. NCBI's taxonomy places the organism in Eukaryota, Metazoa, Chordata, Testudines, Geoemydidae. Gene Ontology annotation, molecular function: RNA polymerase II cis-regulatory region sequence-specific DNA binding; DNA-binding transcription factor activity, RNA polymerase II-specific; protein dimerization activity. Bases 41 to 607 code for a protein of 188 amino acids.
CUCUGCCCAGCGAGCUCCCAGCGAUCCUGCCCCUGGACCCAUGUCCCCGCGCAGCGCAGCGCCCGAAGCGGCGCAGAGCUACAGCUCCAGGCUGGGCGCGCUCAGGAAAACCGGGGAGGCCGCUGAGCUGCGGAAGACCCUCAAGCCGCUGAUGGAGAAGCGCAGACGAGCCCGCAUCAACGAGAGCCUGAACCAGCUGAAGACCCUCAUCCUGCCGCUCAUCGGCAAAGACAGCUCGCGCUAUUCCAAGCUCGAGAAGGCGGAUAUUCUGGAGAUGACCGUGCAGUUCCUCAGGGAGAUCCCUGCUCCCAGCCCCCCCCCCCCCGACCCCGCCGAGAGUUACCGGGAAGGAUACCGAGCCUGCCUGUCUCGCCUCACCAGCCUGCUGGCAAAGUCCCACCUCCUGGGCAGAGACUCAUGCAGCCACCUGCUGGAGCACCUGCAACGGACCAGCACUGAGCCCAGCAGCUGCCAGGACUGCAGCAGCCCCACAGACUCAUGCCCAGCCUGGCGGAGGGCAGUGCCAGCCAGCCCGGCCAGGGGGCUGCGGGAGGUCUCGCCCCCUCACCCCCGAGCUGCAAAUCCAGGCAUCUGGAGGCCCUGGUAGAGCGGCGGACUCUGCACACCUCUGCCUGUACAUAGGGGAGCCCAGCUAUUUAUUUGUACAUUGAUCGCCCUCUUCCUCCCCGGUGUAAAUACCAUAUACAGCCCCUGCCAGAGCCCGGCCUGAGCCGGGACAGCUCAGCACUUGGUCCCAGUGCGGGUGACAAGGCAGCGGAAGUGGAACCUGGUAAACCCAAAGGGUUGGCUCCUGGGCCUGUGAACUGCACACUGCUUGCUUGGCCAGAGGCUGACUGGCCCUUGCUACGGAGUCACUAGAGUUUAAUA